Messenger RNA from Symbiodinium necroappetens, 780 nucleotides. Lineage: Eukaryota; Dinophyceae; Suessiales; Symbiodiniaceae. The record is from the annotation of a GenBank genome assembly.
AUGUCCGUUUCCACGGAGCAGUUCCGGCUUGAGUUCGCAAGGGCAGUCGUUGACAUUAUGACGAACGCUUUGGUUAGCGACCUCUACCCGAACGCAAGUGCGGAAGGCUUGUUUGGAAUCGACAUGGGAGAUGGCAUUCACGCGAGGGAGAUCAGGCAGAGAAACACUGGCAAACUACCGUAUGCUGUCUGGAAAUCCUUGAGACUCCAGAAUCCAGACGGAUUCGAGCAAAAGCUCACAGAGGCCUUUUGCAGUGGAUCUGUGCAGACGUUCUUCGAGCAGAGCCUCAUUGCAAUGCAGCCGCAACAAGGAUCCUACGGCUAUGAGAUCUUGUGCCGUGGGCUGAGGUCAAUUCGCUGGGACACAGCAACUUUAUCGAAAAUUGCUCAGUUACCGUCCUUGACCGUUGCACGCUGGGCCAAGCUUCGUGGACUUGAACGGCAAUCGUUCAACGGCCUUGUCGGAGAAGUCCUCACGGAGACGGGUGACGGAAUUGAGCGUCAACAAUUCAGAGCCAUGGAGCUCGUAGACGCCCCAGAGGUGGAUUCACAUCCGGCAUGGAAUCAGUUCGUUGCCGAGGAGUGGCGCCAGCUGCGUGCGGCCGGUAUCGACCUCAAGGACCCCCGACAGACGCAGGACACACCCAUCGUGUGGAAGCUCCUAAAGCAGCAACCUUCGAUUUUGGUAAAGCCGGAGAACCUCGUGGAGCUAGAAUCUCGAGAUCUGGUGGCCGCGGUUCUGAUUUCAGGACUUGGUGAUGGCGAGGGCUCUGCGGCUGAG